Molecule: messenger RNA, 4246 nt
Organism: Mercurialis annua (annual mercury)
Lineage: Eukaryota; Viridiplantae; Streptophyta; Magnoliopsida; Malpighiales; Euphorbiaceae
Product: regulator of nonsense transcripts UPF2
Exons: 18
Coding region: 121-3672 (1183 amino acids)
Biological process (GO): nuclear-transcribed mRNA catabolic process, nonsense-mediated decay
Cellular component (GO): exon-exon junction complex; cytoplasm
Molecular function (GO): RNA binding; protein binding
Source: RefSeq, a predicted model, not a curated record
AUCAUAACUUUCGGGUUAAUUAGUCGGAUUAAAUUGAAUUUCUCGAACCCAAAUCAAAAACCCUUGGGUUUCAAUCUCCAAUCUCCGAUCAGAGUUAAUUAGUUAGUUAUUACAGUUGAAAUGGAUCAGCAAGAGGAUGAUAAUCGUGUCACCGGCGAAUCUCCGGCCAAGCAAAAUGAUGAGGAAGCUGUAGCUCGACUUGAGGAAAUUAAGAAGUCGAUGGAUGCGAAAAUCGCUCUUCGUCAAAGCAAUUUGAAUCCUGUUAGACCUGAUUCUGGAUUCCUUAGGACAUUGGAUUCGAGCAUCAAACGUAAUACAGCAGUAAUUAAAAAAUUAAAGCAGAUAAAUGAAGAGCUGAAAGAAGGUUUAAUGGACGAGUUGAAGAAUGUCAACCUUAGCAAAUUUGUUAGUGAAGCUGUGAUAGCAAUUUGUGAUGCAAAGCUUAGAACUUCUGACAUACAAGCAGCAGUUCAGAUUUGCUCUUUGCUUCACCAAAGGUACAAAGACUUUUCGCCUAGUCUGGUACAAGGUCUGCUGAAGGUCUUUUUUCCUGGAAAAUCAGGGGAAGACUUGGAUGUGGACAGGAACUCCAAGGCUAUGAAGAAGCGGAGUACCCUGAAAUUGUUUUUGGAACUCUACUUUGUUGGAGUUAUAGAAGAAACUGGUUCUCUCAUCAAUAUUAUUAAGGAUCUUACUAGUAUGGAACACUUUAAAGAUCGGGAUGCUACUCAGGCAAAUUUAACUCUCCUCGGUAGUUUUGCUCGACAAGGGAGAGUUUUUCUGGGACUUCCCCUCUCUGGACCAGAACUUCAUGAAGAGUUUUUCAAGGGCUUGAAUAUCACAGCAGAUCAGAAGAAAAUAUUCAGGAAAGCUUUUAAUACAUAUUACGAUGCUGUAUCAGAAUUGCUUCGAUCUGAGCAUGCUUCUCUUCGCCAAAUGGAGCACGAAAACGCAAAAACGUUGAAUGCUAAAGGAGAACUCAGUGAUGAAAAUGUUGCUUCAUAUGAAAAGCUUAGAAAAUCUUAUGACCAUUUGUAUCGCAAUGUUUCAUCUUUAGCUGAAGCCCUUGAUAUGCAACCUCCGGUGAUGCCAGAGGAUGGCCACACUACUAGGGUUACCACUGGGGAGGAUGCCUCAUCACCUGCUGCUGGGAAAGAUUCUUCAGUUCCUGAAGCUUUGUGGGAUGAUGAAGAUACUAGAACAUUCUAUGAAUGUUUACCAGAUCUUAGAGCAUUUGUUCCAGCAGUAUUAUUGGGAGAAGCGGAGCCCAAAGUGAAUGAACAAUCUGCAAAAACUCAAGAACAAUCCAGUGAGGUGGCUACUGAAUCAGAUCAAGGUCAACCCAUUCAAGAUACUGCCGAGUCAUCUGCAGACUCUGGUGCUUUGCAGGAGGGGAAAAGUGCCGAGAAAGGAAAGGAUAAGGAUGAAAGAUCAGAAAAAGAUAAAGGUAAAGAAAAGGAUACAGAGAAAAAAGGUGAAAAUGAAAAGGAGAAACUCAAAGGUGUUGAAGGAACAAACCUGGAUGCUUUACUGCAGAGGCUUCCUGGCUGUGUCAGUCGUGAUCUUAUUGAUCAAUUGACGGUAGAGUUUUGUUAUUUAAAUUCAAAGUCAAAUCGGAAAAAGCUUGUGAGGGCAUUGUUUAGUGUACCCAGAACAUCUCUAGAAUUGCUCCCAUAUUACUCACGGAUGGUUGCCACACUGUCAACUUGUAUGAAGGAUGUCUCUUCCAUGCUCUUGCAGAUGCUAGAGGAGGAGUUCAAUUUCUUGAUAAAUAAGAAGGAUCAAAUGAACAUUGAGACAAAGAUCAGGAAUAUUAGAUUUAUUGCGGAGCUCUGCAAGUUCAAAAUUGCACCAGCUGGACUUGUCUUUAGUUGUUUGAAGGCUUGUUUAGAUGAUUUCACACAUCAUAACAUCGACGUUGCUUGCAAUCUUCUUGAGACGUGUGGUCGUUUUUUGUAUCGAUCUCCUGAAACAACCGUGCGUAUGACUAAUAUGUUAGAGAUAUUGAUGCGCUUGAAAAAUGUCAAAAAUUUGGAUCCCCGGCAUAGCACCCUUGUAGAAAAUGCUUACUACCUGUGCAAACCACCUGAAAGAUCUGCACGUGUGUCUAAAGUCCGCCCCCCAUUGUACCAGUAUAUCAGAAAAUUGCUUUUCUCAGAUCUGGAGAAGUCUACCAUUGAGUAUGUGCUGAGGCAACUUCGUAAAUUACCAUGGAGUGAAUGUGAUGCAUACCUUUUAAAAUGCUUUAUGAAGAUUCACAGGGGGAAAUAUGGCCAAAUUAACUUAAUUGCUUCUCUUACUGCUGGUUUGAGCCGUUAUCAUGAUGAAUUUGCUGUUGCUGUUGUUGAUGAGGUUUUGGAGGAGAUUAGGCUUGGGCUAGAAUUAAAUGAUUACAGUAUGCAGCAGAGGCGCAUUGCUCAUAUGCGAUUUUUAGGAGAGCUUUACAACUAUGAACUCGUGGAUUCCUCUUUAAUUUUUGAGACGCUCUAUUUAAUCCUUGUUUAUGGUCAUGACACACCAGAGAGGGAUGUCCUGGAUCCACCAGAGGAUUGUUUCCGCAUCAGGAUGGUCAUCACUCUUCUUGAGACCUGUGGACACUACUUUGAUCGAGGCUCUUCUAGAAGAAAACUUGAUCGAUUUUUAAUGCAUUUUCAGCGGUAUAUUCUCAGCAAGGGUGCAUUACCCCUUGACGUUGAAUUUGACAUACAGGACUUAUUUGCGGAACUACGUCCUAGCAUGACUCGGUAUCUAUCCGUUGAAGAAGUUAAUGCCGCACUUGUAGAAUUGGAGGAGAAUGAACAAACAGGUUUCGUUGACAAGGUCAAUAAUAGUGAAAAGCACGACGGUGAAAAACCUUCUAGCAGGAAGGCUUCCAUUGCUGUCUCUGCUAAUGGACAAAAUGCUGUGAAUGGUAAUGAGGAAAAUGGUGGAAUUCAUGAGGACAUUGGUGACAGUGACACUGAUUCAGACAGCAGCACCAUAGACCACGAGGUACAAGAUGAAGACGAUUUGGAUGAAGAGAAUCAUGGCGAUGGUUGUGACACGGAGGAGGAAGAAGAUGAUGAUGGAGAUGGACCAGUUUCCGAUGAGGAUGAGGAAGUCCAUGUCAGACAAAAAGCGGCUGAGGUGGACCCUGUGGAAGCAGAACAUUUCGAGCAGGAGCUAAGGGCAGUAAUGCAGGAAAGCAUGGAGCAGCGGAGACUAGAGCUGAGAGGUCGUCCAAUGAUAAACAUGGCAAUACCCAUGACCAUGUUCGAGGGAUCCACUAAAGAUCACCAUGGAAAGGGGAUUGGAGGUGAAAUGGAUGACGAGGCAAUGGAUGAUGAGUCAGGAGGAAGCAAGGAGGUUCAGGUGAAAGUACUUGUGAAGCGCGGGAACAAGCAGCAGACUAAACAGAUGUCCAUUCCAAAGGAUUGCUCUCUCGUCCAAAGUACAAAACAGAAAGAAGCAGCAGACUUUGAAGAGAAACAAGAUAUCAAAAGGCUUGUCCUGGAGUAUAACGAUAGAGAAGAGGAGGAGAAUAACGGGCUGGGAACCCAAACGAUGAAUUGGUUGCCUAGUGGUAGCAGUAGAGUCGGUAGCCGUGAAGGUAGUGGCGGUAGAGGUGCUGGAUCACGUUAUAGGCAUCAGUAUCAUGCAGGUAGUGGUUUUUAUCAUGGAAGAAGAAGGUGAGUGACGGCAGCAGAAAAUGUUAUUGUUGACUCGUUGCCACUUUCACUCUUAUUACCGACAAAUUCUGCAGCAGAAGAAAGUAGUUAACACCAUGCUACUUUUGUCCUGAUUAUGGACAUAAAUGGUUCCUUAACAGCAAAAGAAACAGAAUUAUAUUGCACUUGGCUGGUUCUUAAGUAUUGUACAUUGGUGCCCGUUAUCUUACAGUCAAAGAAGUGCGCUGUUCCCCCGUUGAGAUCUGGUGAAGGGAUACGCUAAAUGCCGAUCCUACCAUAAAUAGUAAAUACUCAAUCUGGUUGUGUUGAAUUAUGUUUUCUUGCCGAAGGAUUAUCUGCAGAACGAUCAUCUCCAGGAAUUGUCAUCGGACAUACUCCGUGCAGUUUAUGUGAAGGUUGUCUAUUAUUGGUUUACAUGUGUGAAGCGGUACUGUAAUUUAGCUUACGUAUUACUUCUGAAUUUUACUGUAUAUUUUGUCCAAAGUGAGAUUCCUGCUUCUGGUUUUUGUAUAUGUAGACUGUCUAAUGUCUAAUAUCCGACCUAAAUGACUAUAAGAAAAGUAAGUUUUCGUAUUUAA